AAAAUGGAGUGUGCGGCGGUUUGUUGUAGUCCAUUGUUGGUGGCUUUAUGGGUGGCGGCGGCGGCGGUGGUGGUGUGUUGGGCUCCAUUGUUGGAAGCUAGCAUGGAAGCAGAGGAGCUUCCCCUUCCCGGUGGGGUUUUCGGGCCAGAAAGCAUUGCCUUCGACUGCCGUGGAGAAGGGCCGUACGCCGGCGUGUCCGACGGCAGAAUCCUGAAGUGGAAAGGUCCUGCUUUGGGCUGGACUCUCUUUGCUGUUACCUCGCCCAACAGGGAGGGAAAAGAAUGCAAUGGGAAGCCGGAAACGGAGCCGGCGUGUGGAAGGCCAUUAGGGCUAAAAUUCGACCAUUCUUUAAGCUCAAGCUGUGAGCUUUACAUAGCGGAUGCCUAUUAUGGCCUUUUGGCUGUCGGACCCCAUGGCGGCUUGGCUCGUCAACUCGCCUCUUCCGCCCACGGCGUCCCACUCCGCUUCACUAAUGCUCUCGAUAUCGACUCUCAAAACGCCGCCGUUUAUUUCACGGAUAGCAGCACCUUGUUCCAAAGAAGGGUUUGGGUGUCAUCGAUAAUGAAAGGAGACAAGUCAGGGAGGCUAUUGAAAUACGAUGUACGUACCAAAAAUGUCACCGUAUUGCUCAACGGUCUUGCUUUCCCCAAUGGCAUCGCUUUGAACACCAAUUCUUCCUUCCUUCUAAUGGCCGAAACUGGUGCUCUUCAGAUUUUAAAGUUCUGGUUAAAGGGUCCCAAAACUCACACGGUGGAGAUAUUUGCGGAGCUCGAACGGUUCCCAGACAACAUAAAGAGGACUGACAACGGUGACUUUUGGAUCGCUAUGAACACUGCAAGAGGGAAGCUCGAAGUUCAGACGUGGACAGGGCUUAGCCGGGGAGUGACAUUGCAGCACGGCAAGGUGAAGAUCCCGUGGAUUCGGGGCGAUCCAGUGGCGGUGAAGUUGGACGAGAUGGGGGCAGUGAAAGGGAUGCUUGAUGGGGGGGAUGGGCAAGCACUGGAGUCGGUGAGUGAGGUUGAAGAAAGUAGAGGGAGGCUGUGGAUUGGCUCUGCUGUUAAGCCAUACAUUGGUUUAAUUACCAAUGGAUAGAACAUAGAUUACUACUACUAUUGAAAAGAAAAGGAAUUGUAUCAACGUUUGUAUCAAGUUCUUCCAAGAAGAUUGUGAAUUUGGUUUGUAACAAAACCCAACUGGUAAAGGGGUCUAUAGUUCAAUAAGU
This is a messenger RNA of Cucurbita maxima (winter squash), 1222 nucleotides long. RefSeq names its product protein STRICTOSIDINE SYNTHASE-LIKE 10-like. The record is from RefSeq and is a predicted model, not a curated record. Lineage: Eukaryota; Viridiplantae; Streptophyta; Magnoliopsida; Cucurbitales; Cucurbitaceae. Gene Ontology annotation, biological process: biosynthetic process. The transcript is spliced from 4 exons. Gene Ontology annotation, molecular function: strictosidine synthase activity. The coding region runs from base 4 to 1092 and encodes 362 amino acids.